Messenger RNA from Corticium candelabrum, 1546 nucleotides. RefSeq lists its product as uncharacterized. The transcript has 7 exons. Bases 412 to 1389 code for a protein of 325 amino acids. The record is from RefSeq and is a predicted model, not a curated record. Lineage: Eukaryota; Metazoa; Porifera; Homoscleromorpha; Homosclerophorida; Plakinidae. Gene Ontology annotation, molecular function: extracellular matrix structural constituent.
GUCUGAUGUAAUAAUGUUCAUGACAAUCUGAUCUCUUAUGAUCUUUCGUUUCUCAUUUUGAUGGCACGAGCAAGAUUCUACGAGCCGUAGGAGAAUCCUAGGAACAUUGGCUUGUUUAGUCAGCUCCUCCCUCUUUCCGUAUUACAGGAAAGGAGAGGAGUCACGAGUUCAACCUUAUAUGGAUACAAAAUUGUCGUUCCGUUUGUCGAUACAUAACAAGUGGGAUGUUACAAUAUCCGACACAAGGGCGUAAAGAACGGACAGAUAGACAACAGCAACUUGGUCACGACACUACGUCAUCCGUGGGAGUGCCGUUGUCAUAUAUAAUUGCGAGGUUUGCAAGCCAGCUUGCAGUUGAAUUGUGCAUCAGUGUGGCAUAGACGCGAAAAAGUGCUUUACUGAAGACCAACCAUGUGGAUCAAGACACAACGAUUUGGAAACCUUCAAAAGAGUGUGAUGACUAUUGUGUGCCUUCUGGCACUGCUGGCAAUGUCACAGGUCAAAGGCAACGAAAAUGCUAAGUUAUUGAAUAACUUGGCUCAAGCUAUACAAGAUUGUUCUGGAGAAUCUGGACCAUCUCGUGGACAGUCAGAAGUUCGUGUCAGUGGCAGCAAAGCUUCAUGCAGUGACAGCAAUGCUGGCUUAAUGCGAUUUGUAUCAAGCAAGGGUUCACUACAAUACUGUGAUGGAACCGACUGGAGAUCAUUAGUGAGUGAAGACACCCAGCCUGGUGUUUCACCGACGUCAUCAGGAAGAUCAUGUGCUGACAUCAAGAAGCGUAAUCCUGCAGCCAAAGACGGUGUGUACUGGGUCAAUCCAGAUCCUUCAGUCUACACCGAGCCAUUUCAAAUCUAUUGUGACAUGACAACAUCUGGUGGUGGUUGGAGCAUGUGCUACACAACAGACUUUGCAAUGAAGCUGAAAUCCGAACACAGUUACAAUCCUCGACUAUCGUAUGGUCGAACUGGAUACCGAGCUGACUGUCGCUACAUUCCAUUUAAGGAAGUUAUUUAUGUGAACCAUGCAGCGCAGCAAGUUGCUUGGUUUACGAAGCGAUCAGCAGGACACAUUGUAACAUCUCAGACCAACUAUGAUGUACCUGGUAAUACAUUUGGAUUAUGGACGGCACAUGGUGUUGCUAGCAGAUCAUAUGACUAUCAAAUGCUUAUUUGUGACAAGAGUGACCGCAAUGAUUUCUAUCCAGGAUAUUUCAUCAGUGGAUAUACAAACUGCUAUAAAAAGUGUAAUGAUUGGUGUGGUGACUACAGUUCUCCAUACUUUCGCACAGACGGAGAUUCCACAAAAUCUAGUUAUGAUGGUGUAGCGUUCAAUACAAAUGGCGCUCGUUCACUGGGUCGCAAAGUCAUGUCUGUCGGUUUGAGGCUCUAGUAUGGAAACAAUUAGCGUGCAAACUUUUGCGAAUUAGUUAGUCGAUUGCUCUAGAACUUGAAAUCUGUACCGUGUUGAGUUGUUUUCUUGUUUAGCUGAUUAGACAAAUUAGUGCUGAUUUUUGUAACGUUUUGGACACUACUCAAUUGACACAAAG